Molecule: messenger RNA, 1347 nt
Organism: Symbiodinium necroappetens
Lineage: Eukaryota; Dinophyceae; Suessiales; Symbiodiniaceae
Source: the annotation of a GenBank genome assembly
AUGGCCAACCUUGCGCACGACCUCUUCGAGCACGCUGCGCCGGAGCCGGAGGCACCCGCACCAAAGCUGGACCGCCGAGUGAAGCUCUACUCCUGGGACAGCGUGGCGGUCCAGCUGUUGGAGCCGUACGGAGAGAGCGCUCUAGACACCCUCUCACUGCAGCAGCUGUGGAAGGCGGCCAGUGAGGGGAACAAGAAGGCCGCCUACCACUCGCACCUGUGUGCCGACAAGACCACUGACAUGUGGCACGUUGGUGCCGGAGUGUCCCUCACGGCUGCCGCACUGCAGGCUGCCAUAAAGAACUUGGAGUCCGAUAACAUGCGCCGCUUGCUUCGAGAAGAGCUUUACAACAAAAUCAUGACGGAGGUUGCCGAGUUGAAGCCCAUCCUCGACAAGUUAAACAUCGGCAAGGGCUCCCAAAAGCAAGACACCAGUGCAGGCAGCAUGCGCGAAGCUAAGCGACAGAAGACAGGCACCAGCACAGUGCACGCCUACACCGAAGAAGAAGUUGUUGCUGCAGCUCGCAAAUUCCACGAGUGGCUUGGUCGCGAGAAAUCGGCACUUCGCGGGGCAUUGUUCGUCUUGUCCGGCAACAACUCGUACUACACGGCCCACGCCGCUGAGUUCGUCGCUCGAGUCCACGCGGCCGGGUACAGAUCCCACGGGUCUUUUCGACUAGACCUUUCGCUAGCCUCUACCAUGGCCUUGCCUGUCGGCCUCGCGAACCUCGGCGCCUCAUGCUUCAUCAAUGCGUCGGUCCAGGGCCUCAUGGCUAUUCCAGCACUACGUGAAGCCAUCGCCGCCGGCACAUCAGACAUGGAACUUGCCUUGCGGGCAGUCCUUCGGAAGUUGGAGUCGCGUCAAGCCCGCAUCGUGCCGAGAGAGCUGACGAAUGUGUACUACCACGGCAGACAAGAAGAUGCCGGUGAGUUCUUGGUGCUGCUACUGGCCGAGUGCCCGGCUCUGCACCCGUGUCUUCGCGGACUCGAAGUGCCACUAUUGCGCUGUCGGCAUUGCGGCUGUGAGCGAACUUCGCAGCCCGAGGAGUUUCUGUCGCUGCAAAUCUCCGUGCAGGAGGAAGGUCCCAUGAGAUCGGUGCAAGAAGCCAUGACGCACUACCUGCAGCGGACCCAGAUCCGACAGGACUUCACCGACUGGUCUUGCGAGAAUGCAGAGUGCAUUGGUGCGCAGCGAGCUCUGGACGAACCUUUGGCGUUCUACAUCAUCCCGGAGUGGCCCCAGGUGCUGCAACUACUUCUCCAGCGGUGGACCCUCCACGAUGUCGUCGGCCACAAAGUCCAUUGCAAUGACGUCUUGGACAUAUCUGGCAACCGCUACCGCCUACAG